AUGCAGCUGCAGAACCUUAUUCUCGUCGGCUCCUUGGCCGCAGGAGCAGUAGCAGGAGACCUUCGGAGACAGGUUGCCACAAAUGGGACAGGCAAUGCUUGUGCACAGAUCAGCAGUAGGGCCUCUAGGACUUUAGCGGCUUCACCGUCGGCUACCCCGGUCGUGGAUGGUGAGCUUGCUCUGGCCUGCUUAAAGUCGGUUCCUCUCGGGAAGGCGGAGGCUCUCCAGUUGAUGGAGUCGAUUUUCCCUUAUGUGGAGUGGCAGUCCGAUACCUCGUAUAUUAAAAACCCACCCUCUGCUUAUCUCGAGCCAGCCGUGGAUAUCUGGGCUGAACUGAACAAAGUGUACGACAACAUCAAAUCUGACAAAUAUGCCGGUGAAUAUGAGUUCCAAGCGGAUCUCUUCAAGGCAUUCAACCUCGCCCAUGACGGACACUUCCGUUUCUUCCCCGACCUUCUGACCAAGGUGCUGACGUUCCAUCGCAACGUUGGUCUGGUUUCCGUCAGCUUAGACGGCAAGGAGACUCCCCAGAUCUAUGUGCACAGUAAGCUUGUUCCUACCAAGUCACCAAAGACCCCGUCGACAAUAGUGCUAACUUUAUUAGCCGAUAUCGUCGAAAGGGUAGAGAACGGACUCGAUCCAUCUCCAGUGAAAUCCAUCAAUGGGGAGGACGCGGUAAAAUACCUCGAGUAUUGGUCCCAGCUAGGAAGUCUGAACGAUCCCGACGCACUCUACAACUCCCUUUUCUUCUCGAAGCCCUUUGCAGCAAGCACCCCGGGCUUCGACGGUUACUUCUCAGGAAGUGCCCGCUACGGAUACAUCUAUCCUGGAAACACAACGGUAAUCGAGUUCGCCAACGGAACGAGCAGAUCCUACCGAACCACAGCACAGAUCAAAGCCGACCUCACCGGAGUGACCGACGGCCAAAGCCUGUACCAGAAGUUCUGCACAGGCCCAUCCAGCACGGAAUCCGCAGCGUCAACCACCUCAUCACCAGCAGCAACAGCAACCGCCACUCCAGCACCAGGAUACCCAGACCCCGAAGUUAUCAGCUCAGACAACGUCAUCUCCGGCUACUUCCUCGACUCAGACAAGAACUCCGAAGUCGCCGUCCUGAGCAUGUUGUCUUUCGAGCCCAGCACGCCCGCCGAGUUCCAAGCUGUGCUGGAGAAAUUCCUCCGCCACGCCAAAGCAGCAGGUAAGACCAAGCUCGUCAUCGACCUCUCCGGCAACGGAGGCGGCUACAUCCUCCAAGGCUACGACACCUUCCGGCAGCUAUUCCCCAGCAUCGUCCAGGACGGAUACACACGCUUCCGUUACACCGAAGCCCUCGCCGCCAUGGCCGAGCAGUUCAACGCCGUCCUCCCAGAGGACUUCAACCCCGACAGCGCGACGGACGACGAAAUCCAAAUGUUCGAAUCACCACCAAACUACCGCUACGACCUAAACCUGGAAAACAAGCACUUCACCUCCCUCGAAGAGAAGUUCGGCCCCCGUGAAUACAACGGCGACCAAUACACAAGCAUCAUCCGGUGGGACCUAGACGACCCGCUCACCACCGUCAACCAGACAUACGGCAUGGGCAUGGAGAUCACGGGGUAUGGCACGCGCCGGAACUUCACGCAGCCAUUUGCAGCCGAGGACAUCGUCAUGCUGUAUGACGGCUACUGCGCUUCGACUUGUACUCUCUUCUCCGAGUUCAUGCGUCUCCAGGGCGGCGUCAAGAGCAUUGCUAUCGGCGGUCGGCCGUCCUCGGACCCGAUGCAGGGAAUCGGCGGUAUCAAGGGAUCCAACAAUUUCGCCUUCUCCUACAUUUACUCUCUCGCGCAACUGGCCAUCGAUUCCGCUCAACCCGGUCAGGAACAUAAAGCUAACUGGACGGCGCUCACGGAACUAAGCGAGUUGCCCACCAACCGCUCGACGGAUACCUCCAUCAACGUGCGCGACAAUAUCCUCCCGGAGAACCUGGACGACGGGCUUCCAUCUCAGUUUGUCUACGAGAAGGCCGAUUGCCGUCUCUUCUAUGAGCCCGAGAUGAUCGUAGAUGUUACUGCGAUGUGGGAGGCUGCUGCCGAUGCUGCUUGGGGUAACAAGGAGUGUGUUAACGGACAUCUCGGGUUGAAGAAGCGGACGGCUACAAGAGCUCGUCGGAGUAGGAUUUUCCCACCGCGGAAGAUGACCGUCAAUGUGCCUGCUAAUCCGGUCGAGGAUCGCUCGCCUUGGUGGACACAGAAGCAUGGAACUAAGGUGCCUCUGUGA
Molecule: messenger RNA, 2259 nt
Organism: Aspergillus oryzae RIB40
Lineage: Eukaryota; Fungi; Ascomycota; Eurotiomycetes; Eurotiales; Aspergillaceae
Exons: 3
Coding region: 1-2259 (752 amino acids)
Biological process (GO): proteolysis
Molecular function (GO): serine-type peptidase activity
Source: RefSeq, a predicted model, not a curated record